AUGUCUGCUAGACCCCAAGUCGGGAUAGAACGACUUCCUGCACGCCGAAUGAGCAACGAACCACGAGAAUCAAUGAAUUGUAAAUCCUGCCGCAAACGAAAGAUAAAAUGUAACCGGUUGCGACCGACUUGCGAGGCCUGUCAGGUCUUCCAAUGUCCAUACGCCGUUCCAAAGAAACGAGGACCCAAGACGGAUGUGCUGGAAGCGCUUGUAAAAAGAAUCGAUGGGUUAGAGAAAAAAUUAAAGGACGAAAAGAAAUCCAACUCGCCUGGGGAGAAUAACACAAACUCGGAAAAGCAGAAUGCGCUGCCAGAACCGAAACUACAUCUCGAUACUGCGAUUGCGGCGGAUGAAUCAGCGGUGUACUCGCCUACGCCAGUGAGCGAACCAUCUCCCGCAGUACAACAAGAUAUACUUCUCGACACAUAUUUUCAACGAUGCCACGGCAACCCAUAUUACAUACUCGACGAACCAUUAACGCGGCACCGGAUACAGGCCUCGCAGAUACCUGCAUUUCUGCUGCAUGCGAUACACGCAGUCAGCGCAAGGUACACGCCGCAUCCAAAUGGAUACCACGCAGCCAUCCGGUCUAGCGAGGAAUAUGCUCUGCGAGCCAGAAUGGAAUUGGAUAUUGAUGAUCCCUCGAUUGAAUGUCUCCAGGCGCUAUUGCUCCUCACAAUGGCCUUCACUGCAGCAGGCAAAGGGAAAAAAGCAUACAUGAUGUUAUCAAGCGGAAUCGGAAUGGCCGUCGCACUGGAGCUGCACCGCGAAUCCGACGCCAAAAAUGGCUACACAACUGUCGAGAAGGAAAUGCGUCGAAGACUAUUUUGGACCUGUUAUGUGAUGGAUCGGUUCAGUGCUUGUGGCUCUAAACGACCUUCUUUACUAGGCGACGAGUCGAUUCUUGUGCGAUUACCAUCCUGGUCACCCAAUCCAGGAACCCUACCCAUCGAAGGCGAAUAUUUCCAAAAUGGCUCAAAUCUGCAAUACCACGGUGGCUCCGGGAAGAAGUGUCAAGGAAGUAGUGGAAUGUUGAUAGACAUCGGACGUAUUCUGGGCAUCACCAAUCGAUAUCUCGCAGCAGGAGGAGUAAAAGGCGACAGCCACUUCCCUUGGCAUUCACUCUCGAAUCUUUCCAAAAUUCGACAAGAAUUGGAUAUCUGGGCGUCAGGAACGCAGGAAGAAUUCGCUUCGGUUGAUAAGUUGUUCGGUCAAUCGGAUAGCACAACACUCGUGCUGAGCAAGCUGGUGUACCAUCUUAUCCACUGCCUAAUCUACCGCCCCUUUCUUCCAAUUGAUCUUGCAGAACUUUCUGGUAGUGGACAACACCAAUCAUGGCAAAUUGAAGCCACGAACCUCUGUUUUUUGCAUGCAAAUGCGAUAGCAGAGAUGGUGGAAUUAGGUAAACAAUCACCUGCAGUAGAAUGGCCCGCAUUCGUGGGCUACUGCAUAUGUACAGCGGGAACCGUUCACGUUCACGGCUCCCACUACAGAGGCAGUUUUGAAGGCGAGGUAUUCUCUGCGUCAGCGGACUUCUUGUCACGAGAAAUGCUCCAACUCUCAGAACUCCGCUACGCUUGGUCCUCUGUCCAACAUCAACGAGAAACUCUUCAAACCAUAUAUAGUUCACAUUCUGAACUUGUUAACUCACUCGCCAGUAACCCUUCACGCUACAGUCCAGUCUUCCACCUCGAGGACUUCUUUGACAGAUAUGUGGAAUUAGGCCAAUCCUUUGAUGGCGCACAUAUCUCCUUUGCGGAUAUUCCUGUAGAUUUAACACAGGAACUUUAUACUUCUCACGGUCUGUAUGAGAAUCACACCAGUCUCCCAGACCCUGCAGCCUCUCGCCCACAACCAAAACGAAAACAGUCAUCCUCAACUGUCGCUCGAAAAAAACACAUUGAUCUUAAAAUCGCCCACCGAAACUCACACCCAGAAUCUCUAUUCACAUCUCCCACAGGCCUGCAAACAGCCUCCUUACCAACACCAUCAACCGACCUCCGUCAGCAAACUCAAAACGCCAUGAACGAAUUCAACUCUCUCCCCACACUCCAACGCGCCCCCUUUUCCCCGCCCUAUUCUUAUACCUCUUUAAACACACAAGAGGGAUACGAUCCUAUGUUCGGAAUGCCCCAGAUGUACUCCUCCUACCACAACAACAACCCAAACAACAUGGGAGCAGCGGCGACGGGCGAGGGUAUGACGCCUGGUGCUCGAAGCACGGGAGAUAGUGUCGGUACCGCCGGGACGGACGAGAAGGAUCCAUUUCUAAGUCUGCUGGAACAGUUGGCGGAGAAUGAACAUAGUAGGGGUGGGCCCAGCGAGUUGGAUUUCUUUUUGGGUGGAGGGGCGAAUUGA
Messenger RNA from Glarea lozoyensis ATCC 20868, 2358 nucleotides. Its product is annotated as Zn2/Cys6 DNA-binding protein. The transcript is spliced from 7 exons. Gene Ontology annotation, biological process: DNA-templated transcription; regulation of DNA-templated transcription. NCBI's taxonomy places the organism in Eukaryota, Fungi, Ascomycota, Leotiomycetes, Helotiales, Helotiaceae. Gene Ontology annotation, molecular function: zinc ion binding; DNA-binding transcription factor activity, RNA polymerase II-specific; DNA binding. The record is from RefSeq and is a predicted model, not a curated record. Gene Ontology annotation, cellular component: nucleus. The coding region runs from base 1 to 2358 and encodes 785 amino acids.